Messenger RNA from Aplysia californica (California sea hare), 1489 nucleotides. Its product is annotated as deoxyribonuclease-1. Gene Ontology annotation, biological process: DNA catabolic process. Bases 163 to 1026 code for a protein of 287 amino acids. Gene Ontology annotation, molecular function: DNA nuclease activity. Gene Ontology annotation, cellular component: nucleus. The record is from RefSeq and is a predicted model, not a curated record. The transcript has 2 exons. NCBI's taxonomy places the organism in Eukaryota, Metazoa, Mollusca, Gastropoda, Aplysiida, Aplysiidae.
GCCAUCUUCAUUACAACUAAGACUGUCGCAUUGUGUGCAUGUUUUGUAAGCUAAUCUAGUGUCUCGUGUUUUCACUGGAGCAGACGUUUUGACUCUAGAUUUGGUCAAGGAAAGAAUAAAAGGAUACGAAAGGAAUCCCAAUACACUAUCAGAGGAUACAGAAUGGCCCACAGCGCUCUGAUCGUACCUCUCGCGUCCAUUUUAAUGAUCUCGGGUUUGCAGGGGUUCUUAGUGGACGAUCAAGACGUUAUCGACAACCUUAGAGUGGGAUCCUUCAAUGUGAAAUGGUUCGACGUGGCCAAAUCUGCUAAUCAAGACGUCAUGAGAAUCCUCAGCCAGAUCAUCCAACGCUAUGACGUAAUGCUCAUGAUAGAAAUCCGUGACGACCACCAGCAGACAGCCAUGAAUCGGCUCUGGACACUGGUCAAUCAAACUGCUCCAUUCGGACUUUCUCUCAGCGGAUUCCUUGGGCGAUACCCGGACUUCUACACAGAGCAGUACGGCUUCUUCUAUCGCCUGAGCUCUGUGUCUUUGGAAGGAACGUAUCAAUACAACGACUCUCUGCACAACGAGUUCGAGAGGGAGCCGUACUCCGCCAGUUUCAGACGCCUUGCCCCAGGGUCUGUCGGUCUCCCUUUCAUCGCUUCCCACAUACAGCCCAAAAACGCUCGAGUCGAAAUGGCUCACAUGACAGAAGUUGUAGACGCUGUGAAAGCACAUUUUUCCUCAGCCAACGUUGUAGUCAUGGGAGAUCUAAACGCUGACUGCAGUUACAUGUCCGCAAGUGAUCUUGCAACGACCCCUCUCCGGAACAGCACCGUCUUCACCUGGCUCAUUCCCGACAGCGCCGAUACGACCAUGUCAACCUACACUGACUGUGCUUACGACCGCAUCAUCGUCACUAAAGGCCUUCGCUACAGCAACGCCGGUGUCUUUUAUUUCGACCAGGCUUACAAUCUAACCUAUAACCAGGCUUCGGCUGUGAGUGAUCACUACCCGGUAGAAACAGUUUUCCUGGGACAGUAAUGAUUAUAAUGUAAUGAUACUGCUACAGAGACGCAGUGAAGAAUUGCACAUCUCCAAGCAAAUCCAAAAAAUCAUCUGGUUACACUCUCCGUGGAUGUAUACAAUAAUUAGACUCACUGGACCGAGUGCUGAAUGAAGGAACCAUUCAACAAUAUCGAUACGGCCAUAUCCCAUAGCUGUGUACAUCAAGUAAGAGUCACAGUCUACAGAGGAAUAUUCAAAACAGCAGAAAAAUAGAAAAGUAAUAUGCUUUCAGUGUGUGUUACGGCUAUCUUUACAAUCUUCCUUGUUGUACCUCAAGGAGAAAAAAGUAAUACAAUGCUUUUAACAAUAAAAUACGCUGCUCGGCAUUUUGACUGUCAAUCUAAUUUGGAAUUUUAAUGAACAAUUCUAUAGAAGCAUGAUAUUUCUAUAAACAAAUGAAGUAAAAACGAAUAAAAAUCAAACUUACGUUUUGAAUCUA